Molecule: messenger RNA, 1296 nt
Organism: Dictyostelium purpureum
Lineage: Eukaryota; Evosea; Eumycetozoa; Dictyosteliales; Dictyosteliaceae
Exons: 4
Coding region: 1-1296 (431 amino acids)
Biological process (GO): maturation of SSU-rRNA from tricistronic rRNA transcript (SSU-rRNA, 5.8S rRNA, LSU-rRNA)
Cellular component (GO): t-UTP complex; small-subunit processome; 90S preribosome
Molecular function (GO): RNA binding; protein binding
Source: RefSeq, a predicted model, not a curated record
AUGCCAGUUACAAAAAAACAAAAAGUCGGAGUAUCAUUCUCAUCAAAUACUAGAGAGCAUGACGAUAAUAAAGUUAACAAUAAAAAAUUAGAAAAUAAAUUACAAUUCGAAAAAACUACCACCACCACCACUACAGCCACUAGUACUAAAUUACAUCAAUGUUCAUUUUCAGGUUGGUUACCAAAAUCAAUUUCAUCCAUUUCAUAUAAUAAUGAAAAGAAUUUAGUUGCAGUUGGUCGUGAAGAUUCAUCAAUUGAUGUUUUUAUUAGAGAUGGUCAAGAAUUAGUUUUAUUAAAAACAUUAGGUGGAUCAAAAUUCGAUUUCCCAAUUAUUUCAACUGUAUGGUUAAAAUUAUCAAAUGAAAAAUUGGUUUUAUUAUCAAUAAUGGAAAAUAAAUUCGUUAUGUGGGAUAUAGAUAGUUAUACAAUUAUUCAAGAAUUAAAUACAAUUGGUACAGUAAAAGAUACAUCUUACAAUCACAAUUUAAAUUUAUUGGCAGUUUGCACAACAGAUUCAAUUGUUCGUAUUUAUAAUUUUGAUGGUGAAAAAAUCGAUUAUCAAUCAUCAUUCCCAACUAUCACAGAUUCAAAAUCAAAUGUCAUUGAAUGGGGUAUCGAUCAAAAGACAAUUAUUGUUGGUUGUACCAAUCAAUUAGUUUUAUUCAAAGUAGAUUCAUUAAGAUCAGUUUUAAAUGUUACUACAGAUAAUAUUAUUUCAUUAAAACCAUUAAGCGAUAAUACAGUUGUAUGUGGUUUUAUAAAUGGUUUUGUUUCAAUUUUUGAUAUUGGUUUUGGUAGUAUUAUUCAAGAUUUUAGAAAUCUUCAUGCACCAGUUAGAGCAAUUCAAGUUUCUAAAAAUUUCCAACAAUUCUAUGCCUCAGGUGAUGAAUCUAUUGUUGUUUCAUAUAAUAAAUCUGGUGAUAAAUGGGCACCAAGCGGUCAACAUAGAAGAGAUAGCCAUGAUAUCAAAUGUUUAGAAAUUACAGAUAAAUAUUUAAUUUCUGGUGGUAAUAGCACUCAAAUUAUAUUUUAUGAUUUACAAAACUUUACCAGUUUAAAAAAUAAUAAUAACUAUCAACGUUUCAAAUCAUAUCCAUCAAGCAACACUAUUUCAAUUACCAAUAAUAAAACUUUACCAAUCCUUUUAGUUGAAGCUUCAAGACACCAAAUUAAUCUUUGGUCAUUAGGCGAUUCAAAAGAACAACAAGAUUCAUUAGAUUUACCAAAUGGCACUCCAUUAGCAAUUACUGAUAAAACUAAAAAAUUAUUACAAUUGGAAUCAAAGGUAAAAUAUUAA